Molecule: messenger RNA, 882 nt
Organism: Fusarium fujikuroi IMI 58289
Lineage: Eukaryota; Fungi; Ascomycota; Sordariomycetes; Hypocreales; Nectriaceae
Product: related to aliphatic nitrilase
Exons: 4
Coding region: 1-882 (293 amino acids)
Molecular function (GO): catalytic activity
Source: RefSeq, a predicted model, not a curated record
AUGGCAAAGCUUGCAACCACCCCCGAGACCACCGGCUCAGUCGACAAGACCUGUGCUUUGAUCGGCGAGGCAGCCAGAGGAGGUGCUCAGCUGCUGGCAUUUCCCGAGUGUUGGGUCACAGGAUAUCCUGCUUGGAUCUGCCGGUACAUAAAGAACUGCAUGCGUGCCGAUGGCCCAGAGAUGGCAAAAAUCCAGCAAUGCGCAGCCGACAACGAUAUCACCGUCGUCCUUGGGUUUUCGGAAAACUUCCACAACACUCUGUACAUCUCACAGGCCAUCAUUGACGCUAACGGAAAGCUGCUUGCGCUUCGGCGAAAGAUCAAAGCUACCCACAUGGAGAGAACAAUCUUUGGUGAUGCCUCUGGUGAUGCACUCACGAGUGUUGUCGAUACAAAGGUCGGCCGUGUCGGAGCACUCUCUUGCUGGGAACAUAUUCAGCCCCUGCUCAAGUAUUACCUGUACACCCACCGCGAGCAGAUACACGUCGCUGCAUGGCCGCCACUGCAUCCGCACAAGGGCGAGGAAUUGUGGUCCAUGUCGAGAGAAGGCGCCCGCUCAUUGUCCCAAACAUACGCGAUCGAAUCACAAGCCUUUGUCCUUCAUGCGACGUCGGUCAUCAGCGAACAAGGAAUCAGUCUCAUGAACACAGAGAACGGAGCUGUCAUGAAUAUCCCUGGGGGAGGCAGCUCUGCGAUAUUUGGACCUGAUGGGAGGAUUCUUACCGAGGACGUGCCCGAAUGCGAUGAGGGGAUCUUGUAUGCUACACUUGACUUGGAUGAGAUUCUACGGUGCAAGAGCUUUGUGGAUGUCUGCGGGCACUACAGUCGGCCGGAUAUGCUGUGGCUUGGGGUUGAUCGGGAGGUGAAGAAGCAUGUACAGUAG